AUGGAGGAUCUGUGCAGUCUGAGUGGUCUGGAUCCUCUAUGGGACUGGAAUGUCACUUGGUACACCUCCAGACCUCACCUGACACAGUGUUUCCAGCACACUGUUCUGGUGUGGCUGCCCUGUGUUUACCUGUGGACCUGUUCUCCUCUUUACCUGCUCUACCUGCAGCUCCGCCCACAUCCAGGAGUUAUCCCACUCUCCAAGCUCUGCUGCAGCAAGACGCUACUGGGGCUCAGUCUGGCAUCCUUUGGUCUUUUGGAGAUCUUUUACAUCCUAGUUAGGAAGAACGAGGAGAUUCAGAAGCACCUCUUGGUCAUGAUUGGUCCACUGAUCCGGAGCCUCACUCUCGUUCUUGCUGUUGUGAUCAUCCAGGUGGAGCGGAUGAAGGGCAAUCGAUCCUCUGUCAUCCUUUUCCUCUUCUGGACUCUUCUGGUUCUUUGUUCCCUGGUUCCUCUGAAGGUCGAUAUCGAGCAGAUUAUUGAUCAGGGAUUUUCCUCUGAUGCUGUUCGUUUCGUUGCGUUCUUCAUCCGAUUUUCUCUCCAGCUCAUUGAGCUCGUCCUGAGCUGCUUCUCUGACCGCCGACAGCUGUCAAAAAAACACACCUACUCCCAGAAUCAGUGUCCAGAAGAAGACGCCUCUUUUCUCUCCAGGUUUUUCUUCUUCUGGUUCAGCAGUUUGGUGCUUCGAGGUUACCAGCGCCCCCUACAGUCUGAAGACUUGUGGUCUCUACGGGACGAGGACUCAUCACUGAGGAUCAUGACGGACCUGGAGAAGUUCUGGACUCGGAAUUGCAAACUGCUGCAGUAUGAAAGACCAUACCCGUCCAGCUCCCAGUCCUGGUUUGAACAUUCUGCCACUCUGACAGAGAAAACCCACCUGCUGACGAAGAACCAGAAGGGGCAGGGCUAUGGCCUUGUUCUCCUGCGUGCUGUGGGACGGAGCUUCGGGCUUUACUUCAUGUGUGGGACUCUGUGUCUCCUUUUGCAUGAUGCCUUCAUGUUCACAGUGCCCCAGGUGCUCAGCUUGCUGCUGGGAUUCAUGCGGGACAGAGACGCUGAGAUGUGGAAAGGCUUCCUGUUUGCCUCGCUGCUCUUCCUGCUGUCCUGCCUUCAGUCGCUGCUGCACCAUCAGUACAUGUUUUAUUGUUUCACUGUGGGGAUGAGGCUGAAGACGGCCAUCAUGGGCCUCGUCUACAGGAAGUGUCUGGUGAUCAGUAGUGCAGCGCGGCGUGGCUGCACUGUGGGAGAAAUCAUAAAUCUGGUUUCAGCGGACACUCAGAAGCUCAUGGAUUUUGUGGUUUAUUUCAAUAGCAUCUGGAUCGCCCCCAUAGAGAUCGCACUGUGCUUCUACUUCCUGUGGCAGCUCCUGGGUCCAUCAGCUCUGGCCGGUAUCACUGCUGUUGUUCUGAUCUUCCCUUUGAACGGCUUCAUCGCUAAAAUUAGAAGCAAGCUUCAGGAGGUUCAGAUGACAUUUUUGGAUGGUCGAAUCAAACUGAUGAAUGAGAUCCUGAGUGGUGUAAAGAUCCUGAAGUUUUAUGCCUGGGAGGAAGCAUUCCUACAACGAGUUUUCACCCUGAGAGACGGAGAACUCCAGGCCCUAAAGAAAUCUCAGAUCCUUUACUCCGUCUCUCUGGCCUCCUUCAACUCGUCGUCCUUCCUGAUCGCCUUGUCAGUAUUUGGACUUUACGUGUUGAUGGAUGAAGGAAACGUCCUGGAUGCUCAGAAAAUCUUUGUGUCUGUCGCAAUCAUCAACAUUUUGAAAACUCCUCUGAGUCAGCUUCCCUUCGCCAUGAGCACGGCCAUGCAGGCCAUCAUCUCACUCAGACGUCUGGGAAACUUCCUCUGUCAGGAUGAACUUAAGCUUGAUAACGUGGAGAGACUUCCUCAAAGCACAGGUGGAUAUGGUGUAAGGGUCGAGGGAGGGACCUUCUCCUGGACCAAUGAUGGGCCGCCAUGUCUGCAGAGGAUCAAUGUGAAUAUUAAGACAGGCUCCCUGGUCGCUGUGGUAGGCAAUGUUGGCUCAGGGAAGUCAUCCUUGCUGUCGGCCAUGUUGGGGGAGAUGGAAAAGAGGAGUGGCUUUGUGUCCAUCAAGGGUUCAGUGGCGUACGUCCCCCAACAGGCCUGGAUACAAAACGCCUCCCUGAAGGACAACAUCCUGUUUGGUGGAGACAGGAAGGAGAGUUGGUACCAUCGAGUUCUAGAGGCGUGUGCUCUGCUGCCGGACCUCGACAUCCUGCCUGCAGGAGACAAUACUGAGAUCGGGGAGAAGGGUCUAAACCUUUCUGGAGGGCAGAGGCAAAGGGUUAGUCUGGCGCGGGCUGUCUACAGGAAGUCAGAUGUUUACCUACUGGAUGACCCUCUAUCAGCCGUUGAUGCUCAUGUGGGACAACACAUCUUUGAUCGAGUUAUUGGACCAAGAGGACUCCUAAAAGACAAGACCCGGGUUUUGGUAACACACGGACUCAGCUACUUGUCUAAGGUGGACCUGGUCCUAGUGAUGGACCAGGGUCAGAUCUCUGAAAUGGGCUCCUACAAGGAGCUGAUGGACAGGAAGGGAGCCUUUGCCAAAUUCAUCCACACUUUCAGUGUAACCCAGCACAGAGAGAGCUCUGCCCCCAAAGACAAGAGUAGCAGGAAGUCGAUGUCUCGACUCAGUAUGACAGAUUAUUCCACCGAUCUUUCUCAGGAGCAACUAAUCAGGUAAGAACACAAACUACACACCAAUGUUCAGAUGAUGGAAGCCGUCGAUCUGGACGUUGAGGAUGCUGGGAAACUGACCGAGGUGGAUAAAGCUCACACAGGGAGGGUGAAGCUGCAGGUGUACCAAGAGUACUUCAGAACUGUUGGCCUCACCUUCAUCAUGACCAUCGUCUUCCUCUGUGCCUUCCAACAGACAGCCUCAUUGGCCUACAGCUAUUGGCUGAGUCUGUGGGCUGACGAGCAGCCAUUCAAUGGCACGCAUAGUGACCAUGUGCUGAAACUCAGCGUGUUUGCCGCUCUGGGCUUCACACAGGGGAUGGCCAUGUUUGGAACGACGCUCGCCAUUGCUAUGGGUGGUAUUGUUGCAUCACGUCACCUUCAUGCUGAUCUUCUGCACAGCGUCCUGCACUCGCCUAUGUCUUUCUUUGAGGUGACACCCAGUGGAAACCUCCUGAAUCGCUUCUCCAAAGAGAUUGACGCCAUCGACUGCAUGAUUCCAGACGGGCUGAAGAUGAUGUUAGGCUAUCUGUUCAAGCUUCUGGAAGUCUGCAUCAUUCUGCUCCUAGCCACGCCCUUUACGGGGCUGGUGCUCCUCCCUCUUACUUUUGUCUACAUCUUCAUACAGAGUUUCUAUGUGGCUUCUUCGUGUCAGCUGCGACGGUUGGAGGCAGUGAGUCGCUCACCGAUCUACAGCCACUUUAAUGAAACGGUGCAGGGUGCUGGCGUCAUCCGAGCUUUUGGGGAACAGCAGCGCUUUGUCCUGCAGGCUUCCCACUAUGUUGACAACAACCAGGAAGCGUAUUUUCCUCGCUUUGUUGCUACCAGAUGGCUGGCGGUGAAUCUGGAGUUUUUAGGGAAUCUGUUGGUUUUGGCUGCAGCCGUGAUGUGUGUUCGAGGUCGGGAUGAACUCAGCCCAGGCAUCGUUGGAUUGGCAGUGUCACACUCUCUCCAGGUGACAGGAAUUCUGAGCUGGAUUGUUCGAUCCUGGACUGAUGUGGAGAACAACAUUGUGUCUGUGGAAAGAGUGAAAGAGUAUGAUGAGACACCCAAAGAGGCAGCAUGGACCCUCGAGGGCAUUUUGCUGCCGACUGCCUGGCCGACCUCAGGAAACAUCCAGUUUGAAGACUAUGGACUACAGUACCGUAAAGGUUUGGACUGGGCUUUAAACGACAUCUCCAUCAACAUACAGGACAGAGAAAAGGUCGGGAUUGUUGGGAGGACAGGAGCUGGGAAGUCGUCUCUGGCUUUGGGAAUCUUUCGGAUUCUGGAGGCAGCAAAAGGACGAAUCUUCAUUGACGGGAUCAACAUUGCUCAUAUCGGCCUUCAUGAUCUUCGCUCCAGAAUUACCAUUAUUCCCCAGGAUCCUGUUCUGUUUUCAGGUUCUCUCAGGAUGAACCUGGACCCCUUUGAUUCCUAUUCAGAUGAGGAUCUGUGGAAAGCUUUGGAACUGGCUCAUCUCAGUAGCUUUGUGUCUGCACUUCCACAAAAACUAAACCAUCAGUGCUGCGAGGGUGGAGAGAACCUCAGUCUUGGUCAGCGGCAGCUUCUGUGCCUGGCCAGAGCUCUCCUGAGGAAGACAAGGAUCCUGGUUUUGGAUGAAGCCACUGCAGCUGUGGACCUAAAGACAGACCAACUGAUCCAGUCGACCAUUCGCACUCAGUUUAAGGACUGUACAGUCCUUACCAUUGCUCAUCGCCUCAACACCAUCAUGGAUUACAGCCGGGUCAUCGUGAUGGACAGAGGCUCCAUUGCAGAGAUGGACUCUCCCUCUCAGCUGCUCCACAUGCACAGUCACUUCUAUCAGAUGUGUGUAGAGGCUGGUGUAGCCUGAUGCUCAUCUCCAAUCAAACCAAAGACAUUAUCCAGAUUUAUAAUGACUAACUUUCCGUUAGUUGUUCAGUCUUUCAAGUUCCUUAACAUCAGAAAAUCUGUUUGAGCUUGUUUAAUGUUUUGCUAGUUUUUUUCUUUUUUACCACAGCUGCCUUAUUCAAAAGAUUAAAAACAAUUCAAAAUGAACAAAGCAAUAACUUGUCUAAACUAUACAGCUCACCUGAGAAAUGUCUUUGUUUAUAAGGGUAAUUUUAAGGUCUGUUUUAUGUCAUAAAAAAAUAAUGUUUAAUAAAAGAACUGUAAAAUU
Molecule: messenger RNA, 4836 nt
Organism: Labrus bergylta (ballan wrasse)
Lineage: Eukaryota; Metazoa; Chordata; Actinopteri; Labriformes; Labridae
Source: RefSeq, a predicted model, not a curated record